UUCUUCAAAAAUGGAUGCAUUAUCUUCAGAGACUAAUGAAGAAAAUGACAAUAUAGAGAGACCUGUUAGAAGACGACAUUCCUCAAUUUUGAAACCCCCAAGGAGUCCUCUUCGGGAUCUGAGAGAUGGGAAUGAAAUAGUUCAGGAACCCAGUGCUUUGAGGAAUAAGAAAAGCUCUCGUCGAGUUAGCUUUGCAGAUACUAUAAAGGUAUUCCAGACAGAAUCUCAUAAGAAAAUAGUGAGAAAGUCAGAAAUUGCAGAAACAGAAGCAAGAGAAAAUGUUCUAUUUAUGCAGAAUAAGAAUCCAGAAGAUAAUUACUGUGAGAUUACUGGAAUGAACACAUUGCUUUGUGCUCCCAUUCAGACCCAGAUGCAACAGAGAGAGAUUUCUGUUACAGAAGACAACCAUGAAAAGAAAUAUUCAAAUGACCAGACAGUCAUCUUUUCAGAUGAAAACCAGAUGGACCUAACAGCAAGUCAUACUGUGAUGAUUACCAAAGGCCUUUUAGAUAGUACAAAAAGUGAGAAUUCUACCAAGAUAGAUACUACAUCCUUCCUGGCUAACUUAAAGCUUCACACUGAGGAUUCAAGAAUGAAAAAAGAAUUAAAUUUUUCCAUGGAUCAAAACACUAAUUCAGAAAAGAAAAUAAAUUUCAAUGACUUCAUAAAAAGAUUGAAAACAGGGAAAUCUAAUGCUUCUAUAGGACCUGAUAAAGAAAAUUCUGAGAUAACUGUUCAUUCCAAAGAAUCAAAUAGGACCUCUUCUAUAUAUCAAAUGCAUGAAUCCCCUAAUGUUGAUGAAAAUAACAGUAAUGUGACUAGGAUCUUUAGAGAAGAAGAUGAUGGGAUGAAUUUUACCCAGUGUCAUACAGCCAAUAUUCAGAGUUUCGUUCCGACAUCCAGUGAGGCCAGCUUAAGGGAAUUUAAAAGUGAUGAUAUUACCGUUUAUGGUAGUGACUUGAUGGACUUGACAAGAAACCACACUAUACAGAUUUUACCCUCAGCAGAUAAUUUAUCUGAAAUAGAAAAUCAAACUCAGACUGUCAUGAUGGAUGUUACAACAGGUUAUAGAACCAGAGCUUCAGGGAAGAAGAGGAUCUUUGAGAAUAAACCAAAUGCUUCUUUUCAAGACACUUCCUUAGACCCUAAAGCUGAAAUACAUAUCACCAGAAGCAAUACUUCUGGGACAAAAACUCACAUGGUCACACAGACUUCUAAUCAAGAUAUCAAAACAUUGGCCAUGAUCCCAGAAUCUAUAUGUUCCAGUCCAUCAUUUCAAGAUUACAAGACAUUUUUGUAUUCUAGUUGUAAUAAUGCCAUGGAACUGACCAAGUGUCUGUCAAGUAUGAGAGAGGAAAAAAAUUUGCUGAAGCAUGACAGUAAUUAUGCCAAAAUGUAUCCUAAUCCAGAUGCAAGCUCUCUUCUCAUAGAGAAAACGAUUUAUUCAGGAGAGGAUAGCAUGGACAUUACCAAGAGUCACACAGUUGCAAUAGACAAUCAGAUUUUUAAACAAGAUCAAACAAAUGUACAGAUGACAGUCAUACCAAUAUCUGAAAAAGAAAUGAUGCUCCAAAAUCACGUAACCAUGUCAAAGGAAGAAAAAAUGAAUGUAAACUGUAGCUCAGUUCCUUGUGUAUCUAAGGAAAGAUUACAACAGGGCCUGGCAAAUCCUCUGUCUAUUUCAUUGACUGGUAAAAAGACUGUAAUCUUCACAGGUGAAGAUAAGGAUUUGAUUAAAAGUCACACAACUAAUUUAGGAAGUCAAGUUUCUCUUGCAUCUUACAAUCAAGCAUCUGAGGAUAUUAGUAAGUCUCACUCUGAUAGCAAUAGCCUUUUAAAUGAAUCGGAAAAAAUGACCAAAAGUCAUAUUGAACUAUCCCAACAAUCAAACAUGAUAUCUAAAAACAUCCUAACUGACACCUGGAGCAAAGAAAAAGAUCAAGUUUUGAAGAUUUCACCAUAUCUUGAUAAAGUUUCUCUUCAGUCAGUCAAUAUUAACCAGGACAACACAAAGUAUAAUAUAGUAUACUGUGACGGAGAUCUUAAUAAACAAGUAGCACUGGGGAAUAAUAGAAAUACCGUGUCAAGUGAGCAAUCUGUAUUUCCUACCACAAAACUAUUUUCAUCAGAAGGACAGUGUGCUACAGAAAAUCAUAAUACUGCUAUUGACAGUAAUAUAGUAAAAUCUAUACCAGGCCAGAAUUCUAAACUGCCCGAGGCACUGAGGAAAAGUUUAGGCAAUCCCAUCUUUGACUGCUCUCAUGACAAGAUAAUUCUUUGUUCAGAAGAGGAUCAAAAUAUGGAUCUAACCAAGAGUCACACUGUUGUCAUUGGAUUUGGUCCUUCUGAAGUACAAGACCUUGGUAAGACUAAUUUAGAAAACAGUAUCAGCCAACUAACCAUAAACAGACAUGAAGCUGUAAAAGUUGAAAAAUAUAAUAAAAUUCCUAUAGAAAAACCUGGAGUAUUCAUUUUUAAUGAUAUGGAUACAUUGGAGGACAGAAGUGUGCAGAUGCCUGGAUGUCUGAAUGAAAAACAAGAUGUCAAGAUUUGUGGAAGGAAAAGUAUUGACAGACUAAAAAUUGAUAAGACUGUUAUAUUUUCAGAGGGUGAUGAGAAUGAUAUGGAUAUCACCAAGAGCUAUACUUUGGAAAUAAAUCAUAGACCUUUAUUAGAUGAACAUGAUUCCCAUUUGUUGCCUUUGGCAGGAACUUCUAAAACUGUUUUGUAUGCGUGUGGGCAGGAUGACAUGGAGGUCACUAAAAGUCACACAACUGCCAUAGAAUAUGAAACUUUCUUACCAGAUGAAAUAACUACCAGGCCUGUGGACAAAACUGUAAUGUUUAUAGGUAAUCAUGAUGAACUGGAAAUGACAAAGUCCCACACUGUUUUCAUUGACUACCAAGCAAAAGAAAGAACUGUGCUUCCAGACAGACCUGACUUUAAACUAUCCAAAAGGAAAAGCCUAGGAAAACCAAAAGUGACUCCUCCAGGUGAAGAGAGUGUUUUCUUUACAGAGAAUGCUAAAAAUGACCAUUCAGCAGCAGAAGCCAGCCAGCUUACAUCAGAGAAACGGUCUAAUAGUGGUCCCAAAGAGAGAGCUGUAGCAUUUAUAACUGAUGAUAACAUGGAAGUGUCUACAUCAACCAUUUGGAAAAAUGGCAAAGAUGUACAAAAGCCUGGAUUUUUUAAUGAACCCCUGUCAGACAUAAGUCAAAGAAAGAAAAGCCUCAGACUCAAAAAUGACAAGCCCAUUACAUUUUCAAAUAAUGAUAAAAAUGACAUGGAUAUCAUCCAGAGUUGCACAGUGGAAAUAAAUAACAAAAGUUCCCUAGAAGAUAGAGAAGAGUCUCUUUUGGUGCCUUUAGCGAGAACUUCUAAAACUGUUUUUUAUACAUGUGGACAGGAUGACAUGGAGAUCACUAGAAGUCACACAACUGCCUUAGAGUGUAAAACUGUCUCACCAGUUAAAAUUACCACUAAGCCUAUGGAAAAUACUGUAAUGUUUGUCGAUAAUCACAGUGAUCUAGAAGUCACCAAGUCCCAUAAUGCUUUCAUUGAUUGUCAAGCCACAGAGAAAAUACUUCAGGAGUGCCCUAAGUUAGGAACAGCAAAAGGAAAAACCUUGGGUGUUUCUUUUCCUAAGGAUGGUAGCUCUGUUCAAGAAAUCACUGAAAAACAAGUACAGUCUGUAGGAAACAAAAUUGUUCUUCACACUGAGCAAAAGCGUCAUGUGAUAGCCUAUUCUAAUACAUUGUCUGGGGAUCAAGGCGAGAUAGAAAUUGUCAAAUUCCAUAGUACUGCUGUGGAUGAAAAUGUCAGGGGGAAAGUUUUAGACCAGGCCUAUACACUGGAAAAAGCCAAACUUAAAAGCUGCCACUUAAAUAGCACAGACAGAAGAAAUGUAGAUUUUGCAAAGAGUCAUGCACCUGCUAUUUGUGGAUCCAGCAAUAAUUAUUCCUGUUUACCAAAUGUUAUUACCUCUUUUGAUAAUUUAGAGGGGAAUGCCAUGUCCUUAUGUGAUGAAGAUGAGAAAGCCAAUAAUUGCCCAGUGCAAAAUGAUCUUGCUUAUACAAACAAUUUAGCCAGUGAAUAUUACUUGAAAUCGGAGGGGGUGCCUUUCUCUGCUGCUUGUUCUUUGUUAGAGAAGGAAAAAGUUAUUCAAACUAAUAUCAAAGGACAGUUAGACUGUGUCAUAACAGUACUCAAAGAUCAAGGUCUGAUUCAGGAGCCCCAAAAUCUAUUAGCUAACCAAACUUUAGUAUAUGGUCAAGAUUUGAAGAACAUGACCAAACUUGAUUCAAAGCAAGUAUCUGGUAAGCUUCCAGAGGAUCAAAUGGAGGACUUCAUUAAUAAUGCAGAACAUAGUUUAAAACAGGCCUUUGAUGGUGAUGUUCAUGUUGGUUCUCAGCCUCAUCUGUCUACCCAGUUACCUCCGUUGCCUCAACAAGGACAGAGUGUUGUUAAUAAAGAUGAAAGUAAGGAUUUAAAUAUUGUUAUAAGAAAUUCCUCUGUACCUACAUGUGAAAAUGAGUCCAUAAUGUUCAAUAAUGAGCAACAGUUUACUGUAGCCUGUGAAAAAGAACUGAAGAAAAAGAUCCAAACAGCUAAAUGUAAUAUAGCCAUAGGUUUCCACAGUAACUCAGACUUGACUAAGCAAGUUGUUCAAACUCAUGCCAAUCCUAAAAAAACAUCAGAUCCUGUAAUUUCAUCUAAUACUGCAAGUUUUAGUAGUGGCAAUCCAAGUCUGAAUAAUUUGAAUAAGAAAACUGAAGAAUUUUUGGAUUUACAAACUGUUCAUAUACCAUCUUUUCCAGAACAAUUACUUGAAUUAGUAAAUAAGGCAGAUAAUGAUAUGAGUAGAGUACAAGCUACAGAAAUAUGUAAUUUUAACACAGUGUCCAACAAUGUUGAAGAUGAUAGAGAGGAAGAAAAUAAAUUUUUUCAUUGUGGGUCUGAAACCAACUCUCUACUACUAAAGCCAUUUGUAAAAGAUAAAGUGAGGAGAUGUUCUUUGGGAAUAUUUUUGCCUAGAUUGCCAAACAAGAGAAAUUGUAGUGUCACUGGUAUUGAUGACCUGGAGCAGAUUCCGCCAGACACAACUGAUUUGAAUCACUUAGAAACUCACCUCGUCUCCAAUAAGGAUUUAGGCAUUGGAUUUAUUGCAGAUAAGCUGAACUUAAGUCCAUCUCAAUAUAUAAAUGAGGAAAAUCUUCCUAUAUAUCCUGGUGAGAUUAAUUCUUCAGACUCUAUUAGCAUAGAAACUGAGGAAAAAUCUUUGAUCGAGACAUACCAAAAAGAGAUUUCACCAUCUGAAGAUAAAAUGAAAGAAACCUGCAAUAGCCAAAAAAGAACCUGGGUACCAGAAGAUGAUGCUGAUAUUCAGAAUGAGAAAAAAAUCAGAAAAAGUGAGAUUAAGUUUAGUGAUACUGCACAAGAUCAAGAGAUUUUUGGGUACCAUACUGAAGGGGAUAGAGAUAAAAAUGCUAACAGUGUAUUGAUAAAAAGCCUGAGCAGGACCCCAUCUAGUUGCAGCAGUUCUCUGGAAUCAAUCAAGACUGAUGGAAUCUCUCUGGACUUCAGCACACAACGCAACAGUCAGAUGGAAUCACAGUUUCUCCCAGAUACUAUUUGUGAAGAGAGCUUGAAGGAGAAACUCAAAGAUGGGAGAAUAACAAUAAAGGAGUUCUUUAUACUUCUUCAAGUCCACAUUUUGAUACAAAAACCCCGACAGAGCACUCUCCCAGCCAAAUUUACUGUAAACACGCAGACUACUCCAGAAGAUCUGAUGUUAAAUCAAUAUGUUUACCGACCCAAGAUACAGAUUUAUAGAGAAGAUUGUGAAGCUCUUCGCCAAAAGAUUGAAGAAUUAAAGCUUUCUGCAUUGAACCAAGAUAAACUGUUGACUGAUGUAAAUGGGAACCUAUGGGAAAAAAUGAGACACUGCUCGGAUGAAGAGCUGAAGGCCUUCGGAAUUUACCUGAACAAAAUAAAAUCACAUUUUACCAAGAUGACUAAAGUCUUUACUCACCAAGGAAAAGUGGCUCUCUACAACAAACUGGUGCAGUCAGCUCAGAAUGAGAGGGAGAAACUUCAGGUAAGGAUAGAUGAGAUGGACAACAUACUUAAGAAGAUUGCCAGCUGUCUCACUGAGGUGAAAAUAGAAACUAAGAAUUUGGAGCAUGAAGAGGAAGACAAUUUCCUGGAAGAAUGGGAUUCUGAAAUGAGAACUGCAGAGAAAGAACUGGAACAGUUGAAAACUGAUGAAGAAGAGCUUCAAAGAAAUCUCUUAGAACUAGAAGUACAGAAAGAGCAAACCCUUGCUCAGAUAGACUUUGUACAAAAAGAAAUAAAUACAACUGAAGAGCUACUGGAUCAGUUGAGCCUGUCUGAGUGGGAUAUCAUUGAGUGGAGUGAUAAUCAAGCUGUAUUCACCUUUCUUUAUGAUUCAAUAGAACUCACCAUCACUUUCGGAGAGCCAGUAGAUGGUCUCCCUUUCCUGAACAAGGCUUAUAGGAGCAUUGUUGACCUGAAUUUUCAAUCUCUGUUAGAUGAGGAUAAAGCUCCUUCUUCCUCCCUUUUAGUUCAUAAGCUUAUUUUUCAGUACAUUGAGGAACAGGAAUCCUGGAAGAAGAAAUGUACAACACAGCAUCAGGUAUCCAAGAUGCUUCAAGAAAUCUCACUGAUAGUAAGCCAUUGCAGACUGCUUGGAGAAGAGAUUGAGUUUUUAAAGAGAUGGGGACCAAAUUAUAACCUAAUGAACACAGAUGUGAAUAAUACUGAAUUGAGGCUUUUAUUCUCCAGUUCUGCAGCAUUUGCGAAGUUUGAGAUAACUUUCUCUCUCUCGGCCCAUUAUCCAUCUGUACCGUUACCUUUCUCCAUUAAAAAUCACCUUGGAAACAUCAGCCAUGAUGAAAUUUCUGACCUUCUAUUUAAAGUGCCACUGGAGGACAACUACCUAAAGAACGCAGUCAAACGAAUUCACCGAGGUCUGCUUCAGGGCUGUGAUUUCUACCAGUAGACCCAUGGACCACAGCUAUAA
This is a messenger RNA of Pteronotus mesoamericanus, 7042 nucleotides long. RefSeq names its product kinetochore scaffold 1 (gene KNL1). NCBI's taxonomy places the organism in Eukaryota, Metazoa, Chordata, Mammalia, Chiroptera, Mormoopidae. Gene Ontology annotation, cellular component: nucleus. The transcript is spliced from 25 exons. The record is from RefSeq and is a predicted model, not a curated record. Gene Ontology annotation, biological process: protein localization to kinetochore; attachment of spindle microtubules to kinetochore; cell division.